Messenger RNA from Plasmodium vinckei vinckei, 1011 nucleotides. RefSeq names its product DNA-directed RNA polymerase III subunit RPC4, putative. The transcript has a single exon. The record is from RefSeq and is a predicted model, not a curated record. Gene Ontology annotation, cellular component: RNA polymerase III complex. Gene Ontology annotation, biological process: transcription by RNA polymerase III. Lineage: Eukaryota; Apicomplexa; Aconoidasida; Haemosporida; Plasmodiidae. Bases 1 to 1011 code for a protein of 336 amino acids. Gene Ontology annotation, molecular function: DNA binding.
AUGAAUAAUAGGCAUCAUGAUGAAUUUAGCUUGAGGAGAAGCAUCAGUAAUACGCUGCGUAAAUCCAGUUUUCUAAAAAAUGGAGCUAAUAAUAAUAAAAAUAGCAAUUUAAAAAAGUUUGUACCAAAUAUAGAUAAUUUAAAAAGUGUAAAUAAUAACAACCCCAAUGAGGAUAUAGUUAAAUUAGAAGAAAGUAUAAAUAAUAAAAGUAUUCAAGAGUUAAUAAAAAAAACAAUAAACAUCGAUUUAGAAAAAGAAGAGAGGAAUAAUAAUAAUUUUAAAAAUAGUAAAAAUAAAAGUAGCUUUUCACCUCAAAAUAUUCAACAAGCAUUAAAUAGUAAAAUAAACUCAUUAAAUUUAGAACAUUAUAAAGGAAAUAAUAACGAACUACCCAUAGAAAAGGAUGGGAAGAAAAAAACUUCUAUUGAUAUAUAUGAUUUAAAUAAUACAAGUAAAAAUAUUUUUUAUAGUAAAAAAUGCUCACCUUCUGAUGUUCACUUUUUACCAUUAACCUUGCCAUUUUUUAAUAACAACGAAAAACACCAAAAAUUUUCUAAAAAAAUUAUGAAGAAUGAAAGAUUUUUUUUUUCUAUUCAGCUUCCAAAUAUGCUACCAGAAGUUAUUAAAGAUAAAAGACGCAGUAAUAGCAGCAUACCUGAUUAUAAUAGAAUAAAAGGCAAAAUUUAUAAUGAUAUUGAAAAAAAAAAAAAUACCAAUGAAAUAAAAAACGAAGAAAGCAGCAUUGGAAACCCAAAUAAAAAUAAUUAUGAACUUAGCAAUAUUAACACAUUACCUAAUGGGAAGUUUGGAAAAUUAAUUAUAUAUAAAAACAAAAAAAUUAAAAUGAAAAUUAAUGGAAUUUUAUUUGAUAUUAAUGAAGGAUCACAAUGUACAUUUUCGCAAGAAAUAGGUUGCUAUAUAAAAGAAAAUUCUGAAUUUAUUUUUCUAGGCAAUUGUGAAAAUAAGCUAAUAGUAACUCCAAAUAUCGAGAAAAUCAUAAUUAAAAAAUGA